Molecule: messenger RNA, 1034 nt
Organism: Gasterosteus aculeatus aculeatus (three-spined stickleback)
Lineage: Eukaryota; Metazoa; Chordata; Actinopteri; Perciformes; Gasterosteidae
Source: RefSeq, a predicted model, not a curated record
GCCGAGGAUUACAGGCUGGCUUUUUAUGCCUUUCUGCCUCCCCGGAGGAAAGCCGGCAGUUCAUGCUGUUCUCCCCACUCCACUAAUUGACUCCUAAUUUGGCAAAUGGAUUUUAAGGUGGAAUGAGAAAGCCGACCCCUCUUUGCGUUGGCGUUGGCGCCGCUUCCAGCCCUCCGGCGUGCGUUCGUAUUGGUAAUUCUCCACAAAAAGAGAAGUUUGAAUCCUGCCAGUCCUACAAGUGGGCUACAAGCGCUGAUCCACACUGCGAAACACCUCCGGGAAAGCGGCCGAUCGAAGUGGAUGGAUUCGCAGUUUACGCGGAGGCAGAUUUAAGAUGUCGAAGAUCUCCAAGGCCGCCAAGGUCGUGAAGAAGGUGGACGCCGGCAAUGUAAUCCGGGCCAUCGUGAGGUCGGGACAAGCGACCCCCGGACCCCCGCUGGGCCCCAUCCUGGGACAGAGAGGAAUCCCCAUCGGGCAGUUCUGCAAGGACUUCAAUGAGAAAACAAAGGAGCUGAAGGAGGGCAUCCCUGUCCCGAUCAAGAUCCACGUCAAGCCCGACCGGACAUACGACCUGAAGAUCGGCCAGCCCACCGUGUCCUACUUCCUCAAGCAGGCGGCGGGCCUCGCCAAAGGGGCCACCAAGACCGGCCAUGAGACCGCGGGGAUGGUGUCCGUGCGGGCCGUGUAUGAGAUUGCUCAGGUGAAAGCUACGGACGAGUGCUUCAAAAUGAGGAACGCCUCCCUGGAAACCGUCGUCAAGAGCAUCGUCGGCUCGGCGCGUUCGCUCGGCAUCCAGGUCGUCAACGAUCUCUCAGCCGAUGAGUACAAACUCUUCAUGGAGCAGAGAGAGGAGAAGUUGAAAGCUGAAGCAGCAGCUGAAGCCGCUGCAGCCGAAGCUCCGCCAGGAAAAAAGAAAUGAAGAUCUGCAACAUUUUUAUUAUUCUCCCCCAUUCCUGUUUGUAUUGCGUCUGUAUGUGACCUUCUUUCACACACAAACUGUUCAUGUCAGUUAAUAAACGUAGUUGUUAUGUGAA